AAUGACAAGAAAGCAGUCCAUCUACGAGUGGGUCAGUCAGUGAACGCGAUUCGAAAUAUUCUAGAAUAAAAUAAAAUAAAAUUGUGUGCUCUGGGUGCGGACAGAGAGUUCCAUCAUGAGUGCAUUAAUGAAAGUAGCACUAUCGCGAAGCCCAGCGUCAUUGGCUACCCACCUCUACCGAAAUCUACACCUAUCUGUUGGGGGUGCUACGCCCCUAAAAGAAGCUUCAUCAAAUUCCAAUGUUACAAAGGCAUAUAAUGUAAUCGAUCAUCAACAUGACGCCCUGGUUAUCGGCGCUGGUGGUGCAGGUCUUCGAGCUGCAUUUGGUUUAGUCCAAGAGGGCUUUAAGACUGCAGUAGUCACCAAACUAUUCCCUACAAGAUCACACACAGUUGCUGCUCAGGGUGGAAUAAAUGCUGCCUUAGGUAACAUGGAAGAUGAUAGCUGGCUAUGGCAUAUGUAUGAUACUGUCAAAGGUUCUGAUUGGCUUGGAGAUCAGGAUGCCAUCCACUACAUGACUAAGGAGGCGCCUCAUGCUGUAAUUGAACUGGACAACUAUGGCAUGCCUUUCUCCAGAACACCUGAAGGCAAGAUCUACCAAAGAGCUUUUGGUGGUCAGUCCCUCAAGUUUGGCAAGGGUGGACAGGCUCACAGAUGUUGUGCUGUAGCUGACAGAACCGGUCAUUCCCUUCUACACACAUUGUACGGCCAAUCUCUACGAUAUGAUUGUGAAUAUUUCAUUGAAUACUUUGCCAUGGACCUGCUCAUGGAAGAUGGAGUGUGUAAAGGAUGCAUUGCCUUAAACCUCGAAGAUGGAACACUACACAGGUUCCAAGCGAAGAACACGAUCCUGGCGACGGGCGGCACGGGCCGCUCGUACUUCAGCUGCACGUCGGCGCACACGUGCACCGGCGACGGCACCGCCAUGGCGGCGCGCGCCGGCCUGCAGAACGAGGACAUGGAGUUCGUGCAGUUCCACCCCACUGGUAUUUACGGCGCUGGUUGUCUCAUGACCGAGGGCUGCCGCGGCGAGGGCGGCUUCCUCGUAAACGCGAAGGGCGAACGGUUCAUGGAGCGAUACGCGCCCGUCGCCAAGGACCUGGCCAGUAGGGACGUUGUCUCCCGCGCCAUGACCGUCGAGAUUAUGGAAGGUCGCGGUUGCGGGCCCGAGAAGGACCACGUGCACCUGCAGCUGCACCACCUGCCGCCCGAACAGCUGAAGCAGCGCCUGCCCGGCAUCUCGGAGACGGCCAUGAUCUUCGCCGGAGUCGACGUCACCAAGGAGCCCAUCCCGGUGCUGCCGACCGUGCACUACAAUAUGGGCGGUACCCCCACUAAUUAUAGGGGAGAGGUGAUCACGCACCACGACGGCGUGGACCGCGUGGUGCCCGGGCUGCUGGCGGCGGGCGAGGCGUCGUGCGCGUCCGUGCACGGCGCCAACCGGCUCGGCGCCAACUCGCUGCUCGACAUCGUGGUGUUCGGCCGCGCCUGCGCCAUCACCGUCGCCGACACCAGCCGCCCGGGCGACGCGCAGCAGCCGCUCAAGGACAGCACCGGACAAGACAGCAUCGCCAACUUGGACAGCAUCAGAUACGCGAACGGCUCUAUCCCAACGGCCGCGCUGCGCCUGCGCAUGCAGAAGAACAUGCAAACCAACGCCGCCGUAUUCAGACAAAAGAGCACACUCGAAGAAGGCCAACGCCAGAUCCACGACAUCUACAAGCAGAUACACGACGUCAAGGUGUCGGACCGUUCGCUAAUCUGGAACAGCGACCUGGUGGAGACGCUGGAGCUGCAGAACCUGCUCAUCAACUCGGUGCAGAUCGUGGAGGGCGCGCUCGCCCGCGAGGAGUCGCGCGGCGCGCACGCGCGGGAGGACUUCAAGACGCGCCGCGAUGAGUACGACUACUCCAAGCCUUUGGACGGACAGACGAAGCUGCCGUUCGAGCAGCACUGGCGCAAGCACACGCUGGCGGAGACGGACGCGCGCUCGGGCCGCACCGCGCUCUCCUACCGGCCCGUCAUCGACCGCACGCUCGACGCGGCCGAGUGCAGCACCGUGCCGCCCGUCAUCCGCACCUACUAGCCGCCCACCUGCCCACCCGCACUAACAUCAGGUAACAACUAGAGUGCCGACUGAAGUAAAGCAGUAUUUUUCGACGUGCAUCUCGACUCAAAGUAAUUGGUUCAUCUUCAGCCAUUAUUUAUUAUGUAAUUUAUUGUUUUUUUCGUCAAUGUAUAGUAGUAAGCUUUAUAAUGAAUUAUAGAUCAAUAAAUAAUAAAGUUUUUUUCAAACAAGUAUAAUGUAAGUUUAUGAAAUCAUAUUAAAUAAAUACUUUAUUGUGUUGUGAACCAUUAUUUAUACAGUUUGUUCUAUAUACAGCAUUUAAUUUUGUACAUCUUUUUUAAAUUGUGUCAAAACCCAGCAGCACUUAAGCGGUACUUAUUAUUACUAAAAUUGUUAUUUCGCUUAGACUUUUAGACUACCUCAGCUUAGAUCAGUGUUUCUAUCACAAAAAAACGUUCACUUUUUGUCGUGUAUUGUGAUUUUUUAUUAGGAAUAUGUAUUUGAAUUAUGAUGCUGUCUGUGCUACAUAUACCUAUUUCAAUUGAUGUAAAAUACAAAUACGUUAUAGAAUCGUAAGUAAAAAUGAUAAUUAAAUGUUCUAUGUAAGGAA
Molecule: messenger RNA, 2678 nt
Organism: Zerene cesonia (dogface butterfly)
Lineage: Eukaryota; Metazoa; Arthropoda; Insecta; Lepidoptera; Pieridae
Gene: SdhA
Product: succinate dehydrogenase [ubiquinone] flavoprotein subunit, mitochondrial
Exons: 13
Coding region: 116-2086 (656 amino acids)
Biological process (GO): mitochondrial electron transport, succinate to ubiquinone; tricarboxylic acid cycle
Molecular function (GO): electron transfer activity; flavin adenine dinucleotide binding; succinate dehydrogenase (quinone) activity
Source: RefSeq, a predicted model, not a curated record